AUGGCCACAGAGUGCACGGGCAUUACGCAUAUCAGUGAGGAUUCGUCCGAGAUUGCGUUUUUGCUAGUUGAAAACUAUCAACAGACCGUAAGCAGCGCCAUUAACCAACCGCCGGAUGCAGCCACUGACUUCCUACAGGCUCUUGUUGGUCUUCGGAUCGGCAAGGAAUUUUUGAAACUCCUUCGCGACUUGCUUCGCCCUUUUCAUCAAUUGUACAUGCUACGCGCAAGCACUUGGAGAAGAGCCCACUUCGGCCGACGCGACUAG
Messenger RNA from Fulvia fulva, 267 nucleotides. RefSeq lists its product as uncharacterized. Lineage: Eukaryota; Fungi; Ascomycota; Dothideomycetes; Mycosphaerellales; Mycosphaerellaceae. Bases 1 to 267 code for a protein of 88 amino acids. The record is from RefSeq and is a predicted model, not a curated record. The transcript has 2 exons.